UUUUGACUCCUUUUUCAAGUCAGGCUAAAACUCUCAUAACAUAUAAUACUAGGAACUGCAAGCUUCUAUUUAUAGAAUGUCGUUAAAAGAAAGGGGUUGUUGGGCAAUGUGAAAAAGAUACCACAAUGGCAUGUUUAAUGAGAUAAAAGGAUACACUCAAACCUCUCUAUAAUGACAGUAUUUGUCCAGAAAUUUUAUAGCCGCCUCUCUAUAAUGGUAGUAUUUGUUCAGAAAUUUUAUGGCCGCUAUAGGGAGGUUUUGUUAUGUAUUUAUAUUGACUUUUGAUGUUUAGAUCUCAUUUAGAUGCUAUAAAUAAAAGUACGUAAAUAAUUAUUUUUCUAUACUUUUAUGUUAUAAACGAAAAUAAUAUACUUGUUAAUUUUAAAAUCUCAAUUGAUUUUCAUAUCCCAUUAAUUAAGAACAUUAAUAAAUUACUAAUAAAUCCAUAACUAGUUGUACCAUACUGAUAAAGAAUUAAAAUCUAAGAAACAUAUGCAGUUAAAAUUAAUUGAGAAUUUAAAUAUUUCAAAUUUGACGUAAAAAUUCUGCAAUUGUAGGUUUUUUCGUAGAUUCCGGUGUCUUAGUGAUAAUAUAACGCUUGAAUUGAUGAGGCUCUUUUUAAUCAACACUUUCAGUGUCACCUUCUGCAUCCACUAUCUCUUAAAAUUUACUAGUAUGUACAUGACAUUAAUGAUGAUUACAAUAAAUAUUUUAAUAUUUUAUUUUUAUAUAUAACAUAUUUCUUAUAAAAUAUUAUUACAUAAUAUUUGAGUAUGACUGAUAUAGAGAGGUAAUUUUACAUAGAGUGUAUCGCUGUCAUUAUUGUUAUAGAGAAUAAAACAUAACAUGAAAAAUUAGUUUCGGAGAAAAUCAGGCAUUUAUAGUGAAUAUUUCACAUAAAACAAAGCUGGAAACAAAAAAUGUAACCAACCUAUUUCUGAAUCAAAUAACGUCUCAUUAUUAAUUAAGAUUACAAAUUUAACAACUAAACUAACUAUGUUCUAUUCCAAGGAUCAGUGUCUAAAUCCUUACUAUUCAUAUUGCUCCGUUUAAGCUUACCACGGUUUGAUAUUAUUGAAAAGUACUUUCUUUAGUAUUAGUAAUUCUUAAAAUGUCCUAACAUAAAAUUUAAUCCCAAGUAAUUGUUAAUUGCGUAUACGCCUGGUGGAGCCAGAAUUAAUUCCAAGAGAUUGAAAUAGAAAAGGUUUCGUCCGUAAUAAAUGAAAGAAAAUAAACAUAAAAUUUAAUUUACAUCAUUUUGCGAUUAAUGUUCUUUCUAGUUCAUGUAGAUUUAAGAGAAGUAAUAAUUGAUUAGAGUUGGAAAUGGAGGCGUAUAAGGAGUAUGUAGCAGGUCUUAUGGCCGGAAUUGCAACUGUUAUUACUGGUCACCCUUUUGAUACCGUCAAGGUGAAGCUCCAGAAGUACAACACUGAAGCAGGUGGAGUGAAGUACAAGAAUGGUUUGCAUUGUGCUACUAGGAUAUUACAGACGGAAGGAGUCAAAGGGCUUUAUCGAGGAGCCACAUCUUCCUUUGUCGGCAUGGCCUUUGAAAGCUCACUUUCUUUUGGCAUUUAUUCCCAAACAAAACGGUUUCUGCAGGGAGAAGUAGAUGGUGGUAAGCCCCAGCCUCAUGCAAUAGUCCCUUCUGCAGCUUUUGGGGGAGCUAUUAUCAGCUUCAUACUAUGCCCGUCAGAACUGGUGAAGUGUAGGAUGCAAGUUCAGGGCACUGAUUUUAUGGUACCGAAGUCCACUAGAUUCACUGGGCCCCUUGAGUGUGCCCUCAAAACAGUUCAACAAGAAGGGCUUACAGGUAUGUUUCGAGGAGGCUUCACAACCUUGCUGAGAGAAUCUGUGGGCAAUGCUGUCUUCUUUAGUACUUAUGAAUAUACACGAUAUUUCAUGCAUCUACAACUGAAAGGUGCUUCAUCUGAUUCGAGCCAAUUGAUUGAUGUUGGAGUUGGAAUAAUGAGUGGUGGUCUUGGUGGUAUAGCAUUCUGGUCUGCUGUUCUGCCAGUGGAUGUAGCAAAGACGAUAAUUCAAACUACCCCAGAGAACAACCACCCGAGGAAUCCCUUCUCGGUUCUGAAAUUGAUUUACAGGAGAUCUGGACUUAGAGGAUGCUAUACAGGUUUAGGUCCUACACUGGUAAGAGCUUUUCCUGCUAAUGCAGCAGCUAUUGUCGCAUGGGAGCUGUCUGCCAAGCUGUUGGGGAUUAGGCGUGACCAAUAAUUAGUUUUUGAUGCUGCUUAUUCUUCUGCUUGCUGCUGUUUUAAAGCUUUAGUGGCUCUUGACAAGGUUAUCACAUGAUUCUUUUGUCAUGACAUUGCUGCACUACUAAUACUCUGGCACAACACUUCUGAUUUCUUUUAGUGAUUAAUUUAUUUUUAUCAGUCUUUUAGUGAUAUUCAUUUAUCAUCUGUAAUUCUGAGAUUUAUGGUUCUGUCUGUGGUGUUCCUCUCUUCAAAGAAUCAAACAAUUAGUUUCUUAGCUAGAUUUGUGGUUAGCAUUGUUCAAACAUGUUAACAGAAAUUGGAGUGAUUUUCUCAAGACUUCAUUGAGAUGAUUAGCUGCAGAUAUUAUUGAUGUUUCCUAUGGUUAGAAAUUAAUAUCGAAGGAACUAACUGAUAGCCUUACGCACAAGCGGGAACACUUGAUGAAAGAAACCUGUCUGGAACAGUUGUAUCUUAUUAAAAGCAGUUACUACAUCUUAUCAGGGGGGAAACAGUUAUAUCUUACUUAUAAAAAAGAAAGAACAGUUAUGUCUUACACAUUUUCAGUUAUGAAAGAUGGCCUUACUAAUAUGUAAUUCUCCUUGUCAUUACACUUAUUAUUUCUCAAAAAAGGAAGGUAAUUCUCCUUCCUAUUACAUGCUGCAUAAAUUGGAUAUUGUCGGUCAUCAUCAGCCUUCCUUCUGCAAGGAAAGAUCUGAUAUGUGGAGCUUGGUGCAUGUUUUCCUCUAAUUAUGAUCUUCCUCUAUAUAAAUAUCUUAAGAAAUGAUUGGGCUUUUAAAUUUAGAGGAUUUAACUCCUUUCCUCAAGAUUUUGCAGUCUGAAUGCGGAUAUCCAGCUAACAUGUGCCUCAAUUUGAAUAUUAGACAAUCUUGCACCAGCAAGCAGCAGCAAAGAGCAUAUUUAAUACUUGGAGACAAAGUUUAACGUUUAGGCACUGGAAACCAAUAUUACACGACUCUGCAGUAAUUCUUUUAUGUAGGACAAUUUGUUAUGCACUAGUCUAGAAGAACUUGGCCCUUGUGAGCUUUCAGCGUAUUUUGGGCACCUUCAGGUAUAUCGUUCGGUAGAUGUUAGGGUAGCUUGUGAUACAAAGUAUAUGCAGGUGUGAUACUUCGACACACUGUUUUUUUUUUUUUUUUUGGGGGGGCCUGGCACAAGCCAUUUUACGGGCUAAAUAUCAAUAAGGAGAACUCCAAAAGAUGUCAACCUAGUUCUGAAGAUAUCUGGUACAUGCCUUCUCCUAUAAUUUUCUCUGUUUUUCCAUUGAUGGCCAAUUUGAAGUUUGUUUGUUACUGCUUUAAAA
Molecule: messenger RNA, 3534 nt
Organism: Lycium barbarum (goji berry)
Lineage: Eukaryota; Viridiplantae; Streptophyta; Magnoliopsida; Solanales; Solanaceae
Product: mitochondrial arginine transporter BAC1-like
Exons: 8
Coding region: 1324-2229 (301 amino acids)
Biological process (GO): mitochondrial L-ornithine transmembrane transport
Molecular function (GO): L-ornithine transmembrane transporter activity
Source: RefSeq, a predicted model, not a curated record